UUAACAUAGUUUACCCAUUUUUGAAUAGGUUCCGUUUUGACCGAACUAGGUGGAUUCUACCAACAUUUGGGUUGAUUUGAAAUAGCGUGUAGGGCCUUUAGUAGUAGUAAAAUAACUUUUUUUUUCCAGUGAAGGAAAGCCCAUUCCAAUAAAUUGGAGUGAAGGUCCUUUCAAGCCUCUUCUCCGAUAGUAAUAAAAUCUUCAAUAUUUUCUAAUGAAGUUUGCAAUAGAGCACUAUCCAAUGAGCUGGAUUACUCUAUGAAGUGCGACGGUAGCUUAUAAUCUAAUUCAAUACUUAUAAUAUAUAACAAUGCUCAAACAGGGACUUUCUAUCUAUUAAUCAACCGAGUUGCUAGUUGGAGAACACAAGAGCAUGGAAUUCAGAAACAUAUGAUAUUACUGGAGUGAUGCCUGCGUUGACGUUUAGAUGAAACAAGGGUCGCCCGAUACUGGUGACAACGAUGAAGACCCGUGUUUCUGUAAUGCGAGGUCAAGUGGUAACACCCCAAGGACUUGGCAUAAUCGGAAUUCGUGUGUCGGUGGAUCGUGACUCGAGAUUUGGCUUCACUUUGACACGACAAGGUGGAUGGUUCGAUGUACUAGUCAACGGUGGAGGAGCAGUGACAUUACAGUUUCAAAGGUCUCCUUUCCGUCCACUUACACGUACUGUUUUUGUCCCAUGGAAUCAGAUAGUAGUACUUCCACCUGUACAAAUGCAAAUAAACGACGAAGAUGACCAAUCAAGAUUAGCUAUCAAAUCCAUUCCGGCAAAUCCUGCCUAUAGUUUUCUAAGCACAUCUCAGUAUCGCUUCCUCGAAGAUAACCCUUCACCUGUGGCAAUAUGUCUCGAACAUGAUCACGAAUUACUAAAGCCUCAACUGACGAGUACUUGGAUGCCGAACGGCGUUGGGUCAAUACCAGGAAAAAGCGUAAUUUUCGCAGAAACACAGAUUGUUCAAGAGUCUAUCCAAAUUCCUGGUUCGGAUCUUCACCUUACCUAUCAAACAUCGCAGGCAUCAGGCUACAAGAGCAUAGUGCGGAUGCAAUUAACACACGACCAAAUACCUGAAACGCUCACCCAUGUACACAUUGGAGUACAAAUCGAAGGAUCUUUGCACGUUAAGACCUAUGAAGCGGAUCCCAACUUGAGCUACAUCUUUGCAUGGAACAAACGAAAUGUGUACAAACAGAAAGUUUAUGGAACGGCAGUCGCCAGGAUUUCCAUUGGCUAUCAACAUUCUACCUGUAAAGAUAUUGUAUGGGAGACUCAGACAGCAAAACUACAAGGCUUUGAAGUAGAUAUAUCGGAUAUCGGCGGUUGGGGCUUGGAUAUUCACCAUCAUUACAAUUUCCAUGAAGGCAUAUUGCAAAAGGGUGACGGAACAACAUUACAUUUUAAAGAGUAUCCACGAAUUGUUAAACAAGUAAUGGGAGAUGGUCAGCAACGGCAACUUAACUGUAAAGACCAUUGCAAUGGCCUGUCUAAACAUGCUAGACUAUUAACCCCAGUAGCGCUCACAUCGGGCCCUGACGGAAGUCUUUACGUGGGUGAUUUUAACCUUGUGCGUCGAAUAACUACUAACGGCAGUGUUUUUACCAUUCUGGAGCUGGAAACAACACAGGUAGCCUACCAGUAUUAUUUAAGUGUGUCUCCAGCGGAUGGGCACUUGUACAUUUCUGAUCCAGAAAAGCAUAAAAUACUAAGAGUGGUACAAUUAGAAAAUGUUCCUGAUCCUACAGCAAACAGUGAUGUAGUGGUAGGAAGCGGACAGCGAUGUAUACCUGGAGAUGAGGAAAAUUGUGGCGAUGGGGGUCCAGCCAAACAAGCACGAUUAUCUCAUCCAAAAGGAAUUGCCAUAGCAGCCGAUAAAACCAUGUAUAUUGCUGAUGGAACAAACAUAAGAGCAGUUGAUCCAAAAGGCAUAAUUCAUACUCUGAUAGGUCACCAUGGACAUCACAACCACUGGAGUCCAGCUCCUUGUCGCGGAGCUCUACUUGCGACCAGAGCCCAACUGCAAUGGCCCACAGGACUUGCUCUUAAUCCACUUGACGGUUCCCUCCAUUUUAUCGACGAUCGACUUGUGUUGAAACUAAGCGCUGAUAUGAAAAUCAAAGUGGUGGCCGGUGUUCCUCUUCAUUGCAAUGGAAAUGAUGAAAAUAAUAAAACAAAUUCAGAUGAUGUCCUUGGCACGGUGGUAGCAAUGGCUUUUGCGCCAUCAGGCGAUUUAUACAUUGCUGAUACCGAUUCAAGGAGGGUUAAUUCUAUACGUGUAGUUGACUCAACAGGAAACAUGCGCUCAUUUGCAGGCAGAAUAGAAAACGGAGCGCAAUGUGAGUGUAACGGUGCCAAUAAUAGCAACAGCCAAAGUCUCAAUGGUUAUAAUUACAGUACAAUUACGCCAGUUACAAUGAAUCCUGUAAAGUAUGGUGGCAGUGGUGUUAGUCCUGGUUCUACAAUGCCACAGAACCCUUCUGUAACGAUGAUGAUGACCGGGUGUUUAUGUAAUAAUUACGGUAGUUUUAAAAAUUAUCAAGGUAGUGCCAGCAGCAGUAAGAGCAAAAAAGAGGACAUGCCCACAGUGCAACCCGAAACGGUUUUAUCAUCUAACAUCAAAUUUCAAGCUAUCUCAGCAAUUGCAGUUGCUCAAGAUGGUGUCAUUAACAUUGCGGAUCAAGGAUCUCUUCGGAUCGUUGCACUGCAGCACUACCUGCCGCAGCAUGACACAAACGGGGAAUUUCAAAUUCCGUACACACCGACAAACGAAAUUUAUGUCUUCAACCGCUACGGGCAACACGUUGCAACAAAGGAUCUCUCUUCUGGGAAAACACGUUAUUCAUUUCUCUAUUCGAAGAACACCAGCUUCGGAAAAUUAUCGACCGUUACCGAUAGCUCGGGAAAUAAAAUACAAUUUUUACGCGAUUACAGCAAUGUCGUGAGCUCAAUUGAGAAUACCCAGGAUCACAAAUCAGAACUGAAAAUCUCUUCUAACGGUAUGCUAACAAAAAUUAUUGAACGGAAAGGAAAAUCCGAGCUGCAAUUCGAUUAUGACAGCAAUAGUGGUUUACUUCUUAGUCGAACCGGAAACAGUGAAACGUUCAUCUAUCAGUAUGACGAAUAUGGACGUGUAACAAAUGCCAUCCUACCGAGUGGAGAGGCUUUCAAAAUAACAACCGUUUUGGGAGAGAAAAAUGAUGAUUUGGGAGUACAAAUAAGCGAAAGCAUUAAUUCUCACUUUGCACAGGAGCAAGCAACAUCAACUGUGUUCUCACUGACCGGCGGGAUAAAGAACGCGAUUAUCGUAAAGGAUGCCGAAGUGACCAAUGCGAAAAUAAACCACAUCAACAGUACGCUAUCGGUUUCACGCACCGAUAAUAUUGGCAUAGAAUCAGCGGCCGUUGCCGCCCAUCCAUACUUGGAGAAAAUUAUGCCAAUUGAAGCUGAGAUGUUGCCAAUGUGGUCUCACCAGACUGUUAAGAUGGGAGAUAACUUAAUCAAUUCGAUGUAUUCAAAGUACAGCUAUGUGACCAAUGAAAAUAACCGUAUACCACAGCAGCGAUUCAGCCGAGAAAUUUGGAUAAAUAAUAGCCGAGCGAUAAGAAUAGAUUAUGAACAACUGCAAAACCGAGAAACCUUUUUGAACAAGUAUGAUGAAAUCAUACUGACAAUAUUAUACGACCAAUCUGGUCUGCCAAUAUCGUACUAUCCAGGCGGUGAGACUAGUAGGUUCUAUCCUUUGAACAUUACUUAUGAUCGAUUCAAUCGAGUAGAAGGAUGGCAGUGGGGACCUGCAGAGCUGAAAUAUAACUACGACAUGAAUGGCUUACUUUCAGAAGUAACUAGCCAACAAGACGGAAUUAUUUCGUAUUCCUACAAUGAAUUAAACCUGUUAUCUGAAAUUUCAUUGGGAAGUCAACGCAAGUUUAAACUAUCUUAUGAUACGAACGGGGGCCUGCGACAUAUUACUCUACCAAGUGGUACGAAACAUUCAUUCAGUAUUCAACCAUCCAUCGGAUUUGUACGGUUGACUUAUACUCCGCCUGGCAGCAAUAAACCCUAUCUUCAGCACUAUUCCUAUUCUGGUGCACUACUGCAGACUAUAUAUCCUGGUGACGGAGCACGGAUAGUGUAUCGCUACAACAGUGCAAAUCUUGUAUCGGAAAUUGUUCAUGGUGAUGGUCGUAGCGAGUUUAGUUAUGCAACGGCUUCCAGUAUGCCAUCGGCAGUUGUUCAUACAGAACGUGAUUUGGAAUAUCGUUGGGACUUUGACUACGUGGGGGGUCUUUUAAUGGAAGAAAGGAUAGACUUUUCGGCAAAAACAGGAUUGUCUAAUGCCAAAUUUAGUUACGAAUAUGACAACAACUUUCGCUUGACAUCAAUUCAAGGACGUAUUGGGGGACAAAAUCUACAAAAUCAAAUUUUGGCAUAUAGUGAAAAAACCGGUAGUUUAUCUCAAAUUGGACAGUUCAAAGUAUCCAAUCCAACUGUUAACCAAACCACCGUCGGAGACGGUACGGCUACGUUCGCUCGUACAAUCAAUGGCCGUUUUCUGGAAACUCUUAUUACGGUAAUGAUUCAUCGAAUGGCGGUAUUUCGGAUGGAAUUCACACACGAUAUACAUGGUCGAAUUUCUCAAACACGAACAUACACUCGCAAUGUAGGCGUUAAUACAUACACAAACGUAAAAAAUUACACCUGGGACUGUGACGGACAGUUGAUAGGCGUUGAAGCACAAGAGCCAUGGGGCUUCCGAUAUGAUGAUAAUGGCAACAUGCUUUCAUUAACCUACCGAGGUAAUACUAUUCCUAUGGAGUACAGUAGUACGGAUCGAAUAUUGAAAUUCGGUGAAGGACCCUACAAAUACGAAGCUCGUGGUUUAGUGGCUCAAAAUGCCCGUGAAGAACGCUUCCAUUACAAUACACAAGGUCUGCUGAUAAGAGCAACAAAACGGGGACGCUUUGAUGUGCGUUACUAUUAUGACCAUUUGAAUCGGUUAAUCACCAGGAAGGAUAAUUUCGGAAACGUUACACAAUUUUUUUACAACGAUCAGGAACGCCUGAAUGAGGUAAGCCAGAUCUACUCACCUCGUGAUGGAAAAUUGAUGUCUCUUACAUACGACGAUCGUGGCCAUUUGAUAUACGCACAAGUUUACCGACACAAAUACUAUAUUGCAACGGACCAAUGCGGAACACCGGUAAUGAUGUUCAAUCAGUACGGAGAAGGAAUUCGAGAAAUUAUGCGAUCCCCAUAUGGGCACAUAGUAUACGAUUCGAAUCCCUAUUUGUACAUGCCGAUUGAUUUUUGUGGCGGAAUACUUGACCAGGUGAGUUUGAAGCUAUGUUUUAUAAAUUAG
Molecule: messenger RNA, 5351 nt
Organism: Ochlerotatus camptorhynchus
Lineage: Eukaryota; Metazoa; Arthropoda; Insecta; Diptera; Culicidae
Gene: Ten-a
Product: tenascin accessory
Exons: 8
Coding region: 462-5351 (1629 amino acids)
Biological process (GO): motor neuron axon guidance
Source: RefSeq, a predicted model, not a curated record